AUGGCGUUCACUCAACCAUUCGUGCUGCGUUGGGGUGUGGUUUCCACCGGAAGAAUUGCCAUGGAGUUCGUUAAGGAUUGUUUGAUUAAUCCUGCUACGCGCGACACUACAGACGUCGCCCACAAGGUCAUCGCUGUCGGCUCUCGUAAUGGUAAUGUGCAACGGGCGCAAGAUUUCAUCACUGCGUACGGUUCCGGUGCAGCCAUCAAGGCAUACGGUACAUAUGAGGAGGUGUACGCUGACAAUGAAGUCGAUGCUAUCUACAUUGGCUCUCCUCACACACAACAUUAUGACAACGCGCUCGCCGCACUGCUCGCUGGCAAACAUGUGCUCUGCGAGAAGGCGACUACUUCUAAUGCGGCUGAGCUGCGACACCUCCUCUCCGUCGCGAAGGAAAAGAAGCUCUUCUUUAUGGAAGCGAUGUGGACGCGCUUUCAGCCGCUCACAAAGGAGGUGAAGAGACUUGCGGAGGAAGGUGCCCUCGGUGACCCGGUGGUGCUGCACGCGGAUCUCUCGCACGACUUCCAGCCAGAGACGCUUCCGCAGACUCACAGAAUGCUUGAUCCCUACUUGGGCGGAGGUGCACUGCUCGAUUUGGGACCAUACCCGAUGAUCUGGACAGUACUGGCUCUUUACGAACAUCCAUCAAACAAGAAGGCAUUGCCCACUAGCAUUAGUGCUUCCAUGGUGAAGAGUCCCAUCACCGGCGUUGAUAGCAGUACGAGCUGGACGGUGAACUUCACAUCGGCGCUGCGCGCGCAGGCGAUCCUCAGCUGCAGCAUGACCAUCCCCACCGCGCAGUUUGGCGCGACAAUUCGUUACCAAAACGGCAACAUCAUUAUUGGUACACCCAUCUUCAAGCCGUCGACGCUCACGGUACAAUACUUUGACAAGCCAGGCAGUGGCAAUGUCGUGCGCGAGGAAAAACGUGUCUUCGAGUAUGUUGGUGGAGGCUGGUACUAUGAGGCGGAUGAAGUCGCCAAAUGCGUGAGGGAUGGGAAACUGGAGAGCGACCUAUGGGGACACGACAAGAGUCUCCUCCUGAUGGACACAUUUGAUGAGGUGCGCCGUCAAGGAGGGUACCAGCUGCCAGCUGGUGUAGAGAAGGUAGUGUAA
Messenger RNA from Fibroporia radiculosa, 1116 nucleotides. RefSeq lists its product as uncharacterized. Gene Ontology annotation, molecular function: nucleotide binding. NCBI's taxonomy places the organism in Eukaryota, Fungi, Basidiomycota, Agaricomycetes, Polyporales, Fibroporiaceae. Bases 1 to 1116 code for a protein of 371 amino acids. The transcript is spliced from 9 exons. The record is from RefSeq and is a predicted model, not a curated record.